Cydia pomonella (codling moth) is the source of this 2401-nucleotide messenger RNA. It is a transcript of the gene serpin-29, whose product is annotated as serpin I2-like. The coding region runs from base 143 to 2179 and encodes 678 amino acids. NCBI's taxonomy places the organism in Eukaryota, Metazoa, Arthropoda, Insecta, Lepidoptera, Tortricidae. The transcript is spliced from 7 exons. The record is from RefSeq and is a predicted model, not a curated record.
UAAUGAUAAGAAUGCUUUGAAAAAUUACUGGGCACUGAGGACCAUGCCAUCGUACCGUAUGACGCAUUCGUUUAUUAAGCAUAUCAAAACGAAAGAUUACUUUAGCCAAUUUCUCGCCAAAGCGAAUGCAGUCAGAUAAGCCAUGCGGACGGCCGCGGUGGCGUGUAGUACGCUGGCCGUUAAACAACGUAUAUUUUCACGUGCGGACACCUACUCGUACGAGUAUUCUUGCAGUCCGCGCAGGCAUGAUUCGCGGAUCCGUAUAUUCUUAAUUGUGGCCUACGUUGUAUCAAGUUUCAUUGGUGUGAAAGGCCAACGACUUCUUACUUUAAACCCUAUUUCACGGUCUAUAACUCCCUUCAAAAUGCACCGGUACUCUCAGUCUGCGUGGAAAAAUUGUUACUUGUAUAGUGCGUGUCCUAAGUGUUGUAUAAAUUGGUAUCCAAGGUUUGCAACGGGUUCUACCCCUUUGAAAAUCAUACCUGUAUGGGAUUCGACCGUGCGAAUAAAUCGCAAAGGGCAAGUAUGGCCGCUUAGUAAUUAUCCCAUGCUACGAGUAAAUAAGAUCAGUUUGCCUGUGCAUUCAGACCGAACGGACCAUUAUAGGCUUUUAUCGCUAAUGACAUCCACAGUGUCCACACAUCCACCCAGUGCACAUUCACCGAUUAACAAUUUAUCUCGAAUUACAACUGUGACGUUAAACAGCUUAAAUAAAACAAGUGAGUCUAUGAUCACAUACCAGAAGAAUUCUGUUAAAAAUAAAAUGAGUUCUGACAAGCCGGGACCAUUUUUUAAUAAUACUUUCAAUGGAAGAAGAAUGAAUGAUGCAAAUAGUAAAAGGGUCACAAACACAAAACCAAAGUUGCUGCAAAAUAAGGCUGAUCGUGAUCAUAUGCACAAUUCAUGGAAUGCAUCCACCACUGUCCCGCCCUUGGAUGUGGCAACUACGGAGUCGGUGCCAAGUUUAAUGCAAUAUCACUACGGAACCACCUCAACAACUUCCUUUAACACGUCUUCCCACAACAGUAAUGAAACUGACCAAAAAAAUAGACCAACAAAAACAGACAUUCUUUUUAAAAUGUUCAGGAAAACACUAGAUCAAGUUGAACGUAAGUUUUUAUUGUCGGCAUUUAAUAAGUUGACCGCUAUUAGUCCAGACAAUCGGAAAGAAAACGGGAUUAGCUUUUUACAAUCAGGGCUUUUCUUAUACCACCUGCUGAUGUCGCUGUCUCUUACAAUGGAUCAAAACGCAGUUCGAGAAAUAGAAGAAUAUUUUGGCUUAAAUAUGUCGGAAGCAGACAAAAUCGAGAUUUUAGAACGAACAGUAUCAUGGCUUCCAAAAUCCAGCGAAGAGCUGAAAUUCCGGUGGUCGUCGCGGCUGGUGCUGCAGCGGGUGGCAGCUGGAAACGGGCUCCACGGCGCCGCCGCGCGCGUUCUGCCGCUGCGCCUGAGCUGGCUCGUCGGCAACGAAACUUCUACACAACUUGCCGAAACCCUUAACAGUAUGGUGUUGUCGGACUCCGGAGGCAGCAUGCACGACACGUUCUCGGAGGAGGAGGUGGAGGCGGGCGUGUGCGCGGCGGCGCUGGGCACGGUGUACCUGCGCGGCACGUGGCGCACGGCGCCUACGCUGCUCAACGACACGCUGCCCUUCCGCGACUCGCCCGCCGCGCCCAACCGCUCGUCGCGCUACUUUCGCCUCAACGACCUCAUGGCCUACUCCUACUUGCACGAAUGGGACACAGAGGCCAUAGAGAUACCGUACGCUAUGCCUGGCCUCACGCUACUCAUCCUGGUGCCGAAAGAGCUGUCGCUGCGGCCGUUGGUGGAGCGCGCGGCCGCCGUGGGGCUGGACGCCGUGGUCGGCGUUAUGCACACGAUGAGGAUAGCCGUCACACUACCGCUCUAUACGUUGCGCAUGACUUUAUUGCUGCCUAAUAAACUACAAGAUAUGGGUAUGCAAAGUUUGCUAACGAAUGGCACCGACUGUCAGCCUGUGAGGCUGUCCCACGCCGUACAGCGUCUCAUGUUCUGGGCAGAAGCUGGUCGAAACGCGUUCAAAGACGAUGGUAUAGAAUGGGACCCGCGUCCAGAAUUGGAAAUUGUCGUAGACCGUCCAUAUCUGUUCUUCGUUCGUUGGAAUAACGUAACCAUUAUGAAUGGAGUAUUCGUACUGUGAGUAGUAUUGGUCGCGUAACCAAUGAGGAUCAACGAUCUCAGGCCCCCGAGCGAUCUUCGUGCUGAGUAACCAUGCACGUGAAAAAUAAUCAAAAUCAGACGGGAAUUUCGUCACGACACGUAUGGUCAGGAAACCAUCAUUUGCACGGCGAAGUGGACGAUAUAAACUGAAAUAGAUGUAAUGUAUUACCAAUGGCAUUAAAUAAAAUUAUUUUGUUUCCUA